GCUGCCCUUAGACCACUUCCUGGGGGGUGGAGAGGACCUCAGUUGCUGCUGCGACAAUCCAGGAAGGCGGUAACGCCCAAGUCCCGAGACUCCGGUUGUUGCCAACAGAGUCCUGGGACACUCAGCUCUGACCGCGAGAGCAUCGUCUCUCUCCAGCCGUACAGAACGGCUUGCCACCGGCUCCCAUCAGUUGCGCCUCCAUCUGUAGGGAUCCGCGCCCCUAAGCCUGAUCGGGCCUCUGGGCAGGUCGUCGGAACCCGGCGUGGACUCACUCGCCGACUGCAAAAGCUAUCUAUUAAGAAACUCAAAAGUUGAGCCCUUCAGAGUCCAGCCGGUGCUCGCCACCGUCACCUGCUGGUUGAAUUCCGGAAACCCACUGUCUGAAGAACACAGAAGGGAAUCGCUGACCACGCAGAAUCAGAAUCGUCUGGACCAAAAGCUCCCUGACCCUGCCUUCUCUUCUUUUCGUCGAUUCUUUCAUCCUUUCGGAAAUUUCUGUGUCCUGAAGCCCCCAAUCGCCACCAAGGUAGCUGGGGUGAGCUACAAACUUUGCUGUCUUGUUCUCCAACCUCUGCUUCCAACAUAGUGAGCCUAAACGUUACCACCCAAUUCUUCCCAAACCCGGGAGGUUCUGCCUUUUUCUUCUCCUUGUCUGUCUCCUACAGUUCCCAAAAUUUCCCCCCCUCCUGUGUCUUCUUCACCCCCUUCUUUUGGGGGCCCCGUGACCCUAAAUGUGGGGGGAACAUUAUAUUCCACUACAUUGGAGACCCUGACACGCUUCCCAGACUCCAUGCUGGGGGCCAUGUUUAGGGCUGACACCCUUAUGCCAGCCAAUCUCAACCCGCAAGGAGAUGGCCAUUACUUUAUCGACAGAGAUGGCAAGGCUUUCCGGCACAUCCUCAAUUUCCUGCGGCUGGGCCGUCUGGACCUGCCCCGUGGGUAUGGAGAAACUGCACUUCUUAAGGCAGAAGCUGACUUCUACCAGAUCCGGCCCCUCCUGGAUGCCCUGCGGGAAUUGGAAGCUUCUCGGGGUACCCCAGCACCCAGAGCUGCCCUGCUCCAUGCAGACGUAGAUGUCAACCCUCGUCUGGUGCACUUCUCUGCUCGAAGGGGCCCACACCACUAUGAGUUGAGCUCUGUCCAGGUGGACACCUUCCGAGCCAACCUCUUCUGUACUGACCCUGAGUGUCUGGGUGCCAUGCGCAACCGAUUUGGUGUGGCCAGUGGGGACAGGGCAGAGAGUGGACCACAUUUUCGUCUAGAGUGGGCCUCCCGCCCCCGGGAACUUCCUGAAGUGGAGUAUGAAAGAUUGGGGCUGCAACCACUGUGGACUGGGGGGCCAGAAAAUCGGCGGGAGGUGGCGAACACGCCUGCUUUCCUGGAGGAGGUGCUGAGGGUGGCUCUGGAACAUGGUUUCCGCCUGGACUCUGUCUUCCCAGACCCCGAAGAUCUGCUGAACUCUAGAUCUUUACGCUUUGUCCGCCACUGAGAAUGCUACCCUUCACUUGACUGCGGAGAGGGAGAGGAAUGCUUUAGACAAGGGGCUGAUGGCUCUCCCGAAGCCUCUUUCUUUCUAAGUCCUGGCGUGGGAGCUAUGAGAGUCAGGGAUCCCACCACACCUGACUGGGAUUCCCAAAUCGAGCUGCUCCGACUCCCAGGACUUGAGUGGUCCAGAAGAUCUACGCUGGGGCUUAUCCUGGGAAAGCAUCUGCGGAUUCUCCAGCCCGUUCUUGCUUGAGGAUGGGUCCUCUGUAUUCAGGGGUGUGGGGAAGUAAGAAGCACCUCUUUGCCCGGGCUACAUUUAGCAGCACUCUGGAGGUUUGAGCUCUAGGUGGAAAGACAUACUUUGAAUUGCCAAAUAUGGCCUGUCGGCUAGACUGUGACUUCCCCUCCUGGAGCUGGGCACUUAUCCUACCAUAACCAUUAAGAGGCUAGGACAUCUGGGAGAUUUCUUUACUGUGUCCCAAGCCACCUACUGUGGGAGACUGAAAAUAGAAACUUCAUCCUAGGUUGACAAAAGGGGGCUAGGAAGAUCCCUGUCAGCACGGGGGCUAGAGCGCCCUUCUGGAAUUCCGAGUAUUUUAGAGGAUGCUAUAUGUAAGUGGGACUGAACAUGGGCAAAGAUGGUGGUAUUUUUUUUGUACCCUGGGCUUCUUUCAUGUGUGUGUGUGUGUGUGUGUGUGUGUGUGUGUAUGACAGCCAGCAUAUCUGACUGAUGCUAGGGCCCCUAGCAUCUUGGUUCCCAUCAGUAUUGCCGACUCCUGCGUUUAUGUGAUGGUCCUUCUGUGAUCUUGGCAUGUCCAGGCCUGUUUGGGGUUGCUUAGCAACUCUCUAGGCUCAGGUAUAUCUGUGGUAUGUGUGAGAGCAGAUUGAGAUUUAGUUUAAUCAUAGGGUGUGUGUGUGUUUGCGUGUGUGUUUAUGCCCACACCACCACGUAGGCAGGAGGGGCUUGUUUGAGUUUGACUCACUGGGCCCUCCCUAUGAGAGGUAAAAGCCACUGGGCUUAGCUGGGCCUCUGAGACGUCCGGGAGCUCUUGGUUGCUGAGACAACCAUGAGUCUGUUGCUAGGAAAUAGCCGGGUAAGGCCUAAGGCCGUCCUGGGCAGACAGGAAACAAAGAGGUGGGAGAAUUGAGAAGGUACAGAAAAGGCUAGCAUUUCUGAGUUCCCGAGUGGAUGGGGCACACACGCAUCGUCUUCACUGGGAUUCAUCUAUCACUGUGACUUAAAAAAAGAGAAAUAAAAUUGCUUUCAGAACCACA
Messenger RNA from Arvicola amphibius (Eurasian water vole), 2760 nucleotides. RefSeq names its product potassium channel tetramerization domain containing 11 (gene Kctd11). Gene Ontology annotation, biological process: protein homooligomerization; positive regulation of neuron differentiation. NCBI's taxonomy places the organism in Eukaryota, Metazoa, Chordata, Mammalia, Rodentia, Cricetidae. The record is from RefSeq and is a predicted model, not a curated record. The transcript has a single exon. The coding region runs from base 791 to 1489 and encodes 232 amino acids.